GGAAAAACAGAAGCUGAACCGUCAAAACAUAAACAGAGUUAGCACACACUCGUGAGCGCACACCGUCUUUAAUUUCACUCUCUCUUUAUACACGCACUUCUCAUGUCGUGUGUUUUUACUCCAAGGUUUUCUAUCCAAGGUGGAAGAUCUAGCUAAGUAGUUUAGUAGGUUGAAGACAAUAAAUCUGCACCGAAGAUUAGAACAAAAUACGUACUGUAGCUAACUAGCUACGCUCGUCGGGCCUACGACUUGUAGUUAAGAGGUAACAGCUUUAGCUAGCAUGCCAGCCAUUGCUGUUUACUUAAUGUAACUAGCGUGAAAUUGGUCAAACUCCUGAACAACGUUGAACUAAAUGUACCAAAAUGUGUAAAUUUGCUAAUCUAAUCAAUCAACCGAAUAGGUAGUUAACGUUAUCUCUACAGCAGAAUGGACAUGGUGGCCUGUCAGCUGUUUUGUUAAAUAUUAGUGUUGCUGCAGCAGCUAGCUAAGAUUAGUUUGACAGCUAACGUUAGCUACCUAACUUACUCCAACUCCAAACUACUGGCUGCAAGUCCUAUACUAGCUAACUAGAGACUGGCAGCUAGUUUCAUUUGUUAGUGUGCACUCGAUUUAAUUUAGUUGCUGAUAUGCUAGCUAGUUUGCAAGAUUUCCAAUCGUACCGUGACUUGAGAACAUAAUUCGUUCUUCAGUCACAGCUAGCCAACUAGCUGUCUUGAGUGACAUGUCUUGCUACCUUGCCAGUCAGUUGUUUGGACAUAUUGCAAUUAUUGGCAAUAUAUAUAUUAUUAGGAGUCUUCAAAAGCAGCUGGCAGUCUAAUUCAUUUGACCCUGCCUCGGUUUCAUUCCAGGCUCUCCUCCUGUCCACAGGAAGAGAGAAUCAGGAUGGCGGAGGCAGAUGGUAAAUCCAGUGUGCUUAACGGUGAGGGAUCACAUAGGCCUCACGGAUCACACAGGCCUCACUGUUGGCCGACUGGGAAUACGAACAUACACUGUUGUGGAACUACUACUAGUAAGCCACACUACCAGAACUAGACUAAUGUGAAUGUGUGGUCAUCUCUGUGUGUUUGUCAGGUGGGUCCGAGGAGCCAGAUCCAGGAGAGGACCAACGUGGGGAGGGAGAUGCUUCCACGGCCACAGAGGGACAGUCUGGCUCUCAAGCAGGUGAUCAUAGACUCAAACCAGAGAGACAGUCUGGCUCUCAAGCAGGUAAUCAUAGACUCAAACCAGAGAGACAGUCUGGCUCUCAAGCAGGUAAUCAUGGACUCAAACCAGUGCAGUAUAAGAGUACUGUUGCUGUCAUAGUCCAACAUGUAGCCACAACACACAGGACAUCAUAACGUUGACAUUAUACACUCUACAAACUAUUUGUUUUACAGUGGAUACAUUUCCUCCCCACUUCUUGACAGUAGCUCUUUUUACUCAAUGUGUGACAACUUCCUCUUGUCCUCAUGUUUCCCUCAGCUCCCAAAGAGGCAGGAGACAGUGCUAAGGACAAGCCAACGCCAGAUGCAGAGGGUGAGAGGGUGCCUGGCGAGGGAGUGGAGGAAGAAGACAUGGACGGCAGCGGCCUCUACUCCCUGAACGAGGAAGGGGAGCGAGAUGGUGAGGGGGGUAGAAGAGAGAGAGUGAAGGAGAGAGAUGCAGGAAAGAGGGCCGCCAGAAAGAGGAACCGCCCGAGCGGUGGCACCGCUCACCACUCCUCCAGCUCUGAAGAGGAGGAUGAUGAUGAGGAGGAGGAAGACCAAGAAGAGGAAGAGGACGAGCAGGCCUUGGACGUGUGGCUGGGGGCGGAGCUGCGUGAUCUCAGCAGGCCAUCAUGGCGGGCGGUGCCCUCCCUGCUGUUGAGGGAGAUUGGCCGGGGCUCGCACCAGUUUGUGAGGCGUGUGUGUGGCGCGCGGGGGCUGGUCCAGAGGCUGGAGCUACAAGGGCGCCUGGAGAGACACACCGGCUGUGUGAACACCCUGCACUUCAACCCCUCAGGCACACGCCUGGCCUCUGGCAGUGAUGACCUACGGGUUGUGGUGUGGGACUGGGCACGUCGUCGGGCUGAGCUGGAGUUUGACAGCGGGCAUAAGAGCAAUGUCUUUCAGGUGAGGAGGAGAACACAAUCAGGCUGGUUGAGACUAUAGAAAGGAGGGGAACACUUCCGGUGUUGUUGACAACCAUUGAGAAACCAUGUGAAAAAUGUGAAAGGAAAGCUAGAAAUAGGACCUUUGAGAGAUGUUGAAACGUACAGUUGAAGUCGGAAGUUUACAUACACUUAGGUUGGAGUCAUUAAAACUUGUUUUUCAACCACUCCACAAAUGUAUUUUUAACAAACUAUAAUUUUGGCAAGUCGGUUGUGCAUGACACAAGUAAUUUUUCCAAUAAUUGUUUACAGACAGAUUAUUUUACUUAUAAGUACAGUAUCACAAUUCCAGUGGGUCAGAAGUUUACAUACACUAAGUUGACUGUGCCUUUAAACAUCUUGGAAAAUUACAGAAAAUGAUGUCAUGGCUUUAGAAGCUUCUGAUAGGCUAAUUGACAUCAUUUGAGUCAAUUGGAGGUGUACCUGUGGAUGUAUUUCAAGGCCUACCUUCAACCUCAGUGCCUCUUUGCUUGACAUCAUGGGAAAAUCAAAAGAAAUCAGCCAAGACCUCAGAAAAUAAAUUGUAGACCUCCACAAGUCUGGUUCAUCCUUGGGAGCAAUUUCCAAACGCCUGAAGGUACCACGUUCAUCUGUACAAACAAUAGUACGCAAGUAUAAACACCAUGGGACCACGCAGCCGUCAUACUGCUCAGGAAGGAGAUGCGUUCUGACUCCUAGAGAUGAACAUACUUUGGUGUGAAAAGUGCAAAUCAAUACCAGAACAACAGCAAAGGACCUUGUGACUACGGUUUGCAACUGCACAUGGGAACAAAGAUCAUACUUUUUGGAGAAAUGUCCUCUGGUCUGAUGAAACAAAAAUAGAACUGUUUGGCCACAAUGACCAUUGUUAUGUUUGGAGGAAAAAGGGGGAAGCUUGCAAGCCAAAGAACACCAUCCCAACCGUGAAGCACGGGGGUGGCAGCAUCAUGCUGUGGGGGUGCUUUGCUGCAGGAGGGACUGGUGCACUUCACAAAAUAGAUGGCAUCAUGAGGAAGGAAAAUUAUGUGGAUAUCUUGAAGCAACAUCUCAAGAUAUCAGUCAGGAAGUUAAAGCUUGGUCACAAAUGGGUCUUCCAAAUGGACAAAGUUGUGGCAAAAUGGCUUAAGGACAACAAAGUCAAGGUAUUGGAGUGGCCAUCACAAAGCCCUGACCUCAAUCCUAUAGAAAAUGUGUGGGCAGAACUGAAAAGGCGUGUGAGAGCAAGGAGGCCUACAAACCUGACUCAGUUACACCAGCUCUGUCAGGAGGAAUGGGCCAAAAUUCACCCAACUUAUUGUGGGAAGCUUGUGGAAGGCUACCCGAAACGUUUGACCCAAGUUAAACAAUUUAAAGGCAAUGCUAUCAAAUACUAAUUGAGUGUAUGUAAACUUCUGACUCACUGGGAAUGUGAUGAAAGAAAUAAAAGCUUAAAUAAAUAAUUCUCUCUACUAUAAUUCUGACAUUUCACAUUCUUAAAAUAAAGUGGUGAUCCUAACUGACCUAAGACAGGGCAUUUUUACUAGGAUUAAAUGUCAGGAAUUGUGAAAAACUGAGUUUAAAUGUAUUUGGCUAAGGUGUAUGUAAACUUCUGACUUCAACUGUACCUUUCUUCCUCCAAAGGCAAAGUUUCUUCCCCACAGUGGAGAUUCAACUCUGGCCAUGUGUGCCCGGGAUGGUCAGAUCAGAGUGGCUGAGCUCUCUGCUAUGCAACGCUGCAAGAACACCAAGAGAGUGGCUCAGCAUAAAGGGGCAGCACACAAGGUAUGGAGACAGUGUGUAUACCUCAGGAGUGUGGGUGUAUUAGAGAUGAGUCUGGCCACUGGUCCUACUAGCCUGACUUUGGCGGCGUCUCAAACCACACCCUUUCUUCCAUACUGUGGGGAAUGGAUUGUCAUUUAAGAUGCAGACGUCCUAAGCCUUUUUUUUAGCUGCGAGCUGAGUUGAUUUAAGUGUGUUGUGUUUACUCUGUGUGUGUCAGCUGGCCCUGGAGCCAGACUCUCCCUGCUGUUUUCUGUCGGCUGGGGAGGAUGCCGUGGUGUUUGGCAUCGACCUGCGCCUCGACCGGCCUGCCAAGUGAGUGACAUCACGUCUGUCUGACAUGCAAGUGUUAACGCCAUUACUGCAAGAUCGCCUGGACGUUACUGUACUAAGGCCAUUCGUUUUCCUGACCGUGACCAGACCGGGAAAAACUUCAGUCCCAAUGUAGAACAUAACAGCCUUUUAACCCUUUUUCUACUAUUUGUUUCCUCUUUUCCCUUUCUCUCAGUAAACUGGUGGUGGUGAAGGAGGGGGAUAAGAAAGUGGGGUUGUACACCAUCUUUGUGAACCCUGUCAACACACACCACUUUGCUGUGGGAGGGAGAGAUCAGUAUGUCAGGUUAGACUAAAAAUCCCUCUUUUGUGUCCGUAAAGCAGAGGAAGUGGAACGUGCAUUGUCUGGGAUUCUCUCUUACCUCUCCUCACCUUCUAUCUCUGUAGGAUCUAUGAUCAGAGGAAGAUAAAUGAGAAUGAUAAUAAUGGCGUACUGAAGAAGUUCUGUCCAUCUCACCUGGUGUCCAGCGAGUCCAAAACUAACAUUACCUGCUUACUGUACAGUCACGAUGGCACAGGUAUAACACAAGGACUCAAGCACACUUUUAUUCAGAAGUCGGAGUUCCUCUGGCUCUUGCUGUUAUGACUGUCCUCAUGUUUGUCGUCCCCAUCAGUGAACAGAGCCACGUUCAGUUGCCUAACCUUCUCUAACGGUGCAGAUAGAAAUGUCAUGAAUAGAGCUUAGGUGAUUCCUUAUUUGACAUAUGAGAGGCAUGUUUGUUCUACAUAGCCUAUCUUUACGUUCCAAAAUGUUGCAUCCUGCUGAAUGCGCCCCAUGUCUGUCUGUCUGCCUGUGUCUCUUCAGAGCUCCUGACUAGUUACAACGAUGAGGACAUCUAUUUGUUUGACUCCAGCCACAGUGACGGUGCAGAUUACUGCAGGCGAUACAAGGGCCAUCGCAACAAUGCUACAGGUACUGGGUCAAAAGGGGGAAUUAAUGAUUAUGAACUAGUCAAUUAUAAGUAACACAAACACUAGUUAAAUAAAUUACAAUAAAUAAGUAACAAAAUAAUUCUCAAUAAUAGUAAAAAAGGAUCAUGGAUCAAUUCCCUCUCAAAAAUAGUUUUAUUUAACAUGUCAGAUUUGGUCAAUAGCUCAAACAAAAUUAAAGUAAUGUUAUAACUUGUACUUCUAGUAUAAUACUCUCCCUCUCUCUUUCCCUCCUCUCCCUCCUCUAUUUUUCCAUCUCACAGUGAAGGGGGUUAACUUCUAUGGGCCUAGCAGUGAGUUUGUGGUCAGUGGCAGUGAUUGUGGACACAUCUACCUGUGGGACAAGGUCUCAGCUCGCAUAGUCCAGUUCAUGGAGGGAGACAGAGGAGGAGUGGUGAGAGGGUGGGAUGGUGGGUGGGAAGAUGUAUGAUGGUCAAAGGAAAUGGCUUGAGAUAAUGGGCAGGCACAAGUAAAACCCUCAAACGAAAUUGUACAGCAUAAGUUUCACAGUUUUAUGCUCACUCAUCUGUCUGUCACUUGAUUCUAUCUCAACCUCUUCUCCUAGGUGAACUGCCUGGAGCCCCACCCUCACCUCCCAGGUCUGGCCACCAGUGGUCUGGAUCAUGAUGUUAAACUUUGGGCCCCCACUGCCGAGAACCCCACAGGGCUCAAGGGCCUCAAAGAUGUACGGUUGUUCAUACCAUUGAUUCCACACACACAAACCUCAACAUAUCACUAAUAUCCCAAACAUCCCACGGCAUAUAGUCUUGGAUACUGCAUACCAAAGCUGUUUUGAUGUGACUGGUGUUGUGGUCGUUCAGGUGAUGAAGAAGAACAAGCGUGAGCGUGACGAGGACACUGUUCGACAUGGAGACCAGUACGACACACAGCUCCUGUGGUUCCUGAUGAGACACAUGAGAAACAGACGGUCCCAGAGGGUGAGUGGCACACACCAUAACACUGUAAGGGAGUGUGUAUCCUAGAACCCAACCGCAAUGGGAUUUCUGGAUCAGAUUUUAGUGAAAAUAUUUACAGAUAACAGAUAUCUUUUUAUGAAUAUAGCUGGAAUGAAGAAAAAAUAAUAAUCAUCUUGUAGCACCAAAAAUAUGAUUAUUUUGUAAAAAUGGAAAAACUGUUACUCUAGUGAAAGGAGGAUGAACUGCACUGAUUCCAGCAAAAAAUGAGCCUGUGAAGACUGAGCUGCCUCAUGCUAGCCUGCUGGAAAACCACGACAUAGGACACAUUUUCAAUGUAUGGGUGUUUAGCUACAGUAUGUUUUCAUCAAUUGUAGGGCAGUAAUUCUGUUGUCACUUGAAAGGGAAAAAAUCAAUCAAGCGCUGCUUUGUAACCUGUUAUUAUAAUUUUGUUUUGUCUCUGGAAACAUUUGAAUGACAGCGCUUGAGGAAUAUCCUUUGCAAAGAGCAAAUAUAACACACCAGAUUUCACAGGCUUCACUAAAGGGCUGUAAUGUUAACAUGACCACAGAAUUGAGUGUUGUUAGCACGGCACUUGCUUUACAUUUGGGCAUAGCUUCCAAUGUUUGUCACGACGCCAACACCCUACUAUGACAUGUCACGUAACAGUAUAUGGCCAGUGCUCAUUUUUGGCAGUUUAUUGAGCUGACAAGCUUCUAUCUACUCAGCACUGAUUGUAGAAGCAGUAACAGUUAGUUCACAGUAGUUCACUCUCCUCUCUGACUGGUGUAGUUGCGUUGGCUGAUAGUGUCUGUCUUGCUGUAGGGCUUCAAGGCAUGAUAGCCUUAUAGCUAUAAAAGAGUGCCCUCUCCUGGACAAAUAAUGAAAUGCAAAAAAAUAAUGUGAAUUCUAUAAGUGUUUUCCAUGUUUAUUGGUCCUUUUCAGUCGAUUUUAAACGUCGACACAAAUACAUUGGUAAAAGGGCUAAUAUCGGCCAAUUUUUAUAUAGGUAACGUCAACUAUGUCAGACAAAUUUGGGGAAAAAAAAUUCCAGAAAAUCACUUGUGGAUUUUUUAUAAAUUUUAUUGCAAAAUUAUGGUGGAAAAUAAUUUUGGUUCACCACAAACAAGCAAAUUUUGGCCUCCAACCUGAACUUCUUCUUUAAGAGGUCCUCGUCCCCACUUUUACCGUUUUAAGGGGCACCUGUUGAACUUGUUAUCAGUAAAAAAGCACCUGCCCAAAAACCUAAACAGUCCCACUCCAAACUCUACUAUGGCCAAGACCAAAGAGCUGUCAAAGGACACCAGAAACAAAAUUGUAGACCUGCACCAGGCUGGGAAGACUGAAUCUGCAAUAGGUAAGCAGCUUGGUUUGAAGAAAUCAACUGUGGGAGCAAUUAUUAGGAAAUGGAAGGCAUACAAGACCACUGAUAAUCUCCCUCGAUCUGGGGCUCCACGCAAGAUCUCACCCCGUGGGGUUAAAAUGAUCACAAGACCGGUGAGCAAAAAUCCCAGAACCAUACGGGGGGACCUAGUGAAUGACCUGCAUAGAGCUGGGACAAAGUAACAAAGCCUACCAUCAGUAACACACUACGCCGCCAGGUACUUAAAUCCUGCAGUGCCAGACGUGUCCCCCUGCUUAAGCCAGUACAUGUCCAGGCCCGUGCUAGAGUGCAUUUGGAUGAUCCAGAAAAGGAUUGGGAGAAUGUCAUAUGGUCAGAUGAAACCAAAAUAUAACUUUUUGGUAAAAACUCAACUCGUCGUGUUUGGAGGACAAAGAAUGCUGAGUUGCAUCCAAAGAACACCAUACCUACUGUGAAGCAUGUGGGUGGAAACAUCAUGCUUUGGGCCUGUUUUUCUGCAAAGGGACCAGGACGACUGAUCCGUGUAAAGGAAAGAAUGAAUGGGGCCAUGUAUCGUGAGAUUUUGAGUGAAAACCUCCUUCCACAAAGCAAGGGCAUUGAAGAUGAAACGUGGCUGGGUCUUUCAGUAUGACAAUGAUCCCAAACACACCGCCCGGGCAACGAAGGAGUGGCUUCGUAAGAAGCAUUUCAAGGUCCUGGAAUGGCCUAGCCAGUCUCCAGAUCUCAACCCCAUAGAAAGUCUUUGGAGGGAGUUGAAAGUCUGUGUUGCCCAGCGACAGCCCCAAAACAUCACUGCUCUAGAGGAGAUCUGCAUGGAGGAAUGGGCCAAAAUACCAGCAACAGUGUGUGAAAACCUUGUGAAGACUUACAGAAAACAUUUGACCUGUGUCAUUGCCAACAAAGGGUAUAUAACAAAUUAUUGAGAAACUUUUGUUAUUGACCAAAUACUUAUUUUCCACCAUAUUUUGCAAAUAAAUUCAUUAAAAAUCCUACAAUGUGAUUUUCUGGAUUUUUUUUCCUCAUUUUGUCUGUCAUAGUUGACGUGUACCUAUGAUGAAAAUUACAGGCCUCUCUCAUCUUUUUAAGUGGGAGAACUUGCACAAUUGGUGGCUGACUAAAUACUUUUUUUCCCCACUGUAGUCUUGGAUACUGCAUACCAAAGCUGUUUUGAUGUGACUGGUGUUGUGGUCGUUCAGGUGAUGAAGAAGAACAAGCGUGAGCGUGACGAGGACACUGUUCGACAUGGAGACCAGUACGACACACAGCUCCUGUGGUUCCUGAUGAGACACAUGAGAAACAGACGGUCCCAGAGGGUGAGUGGCACACACCAUAACACUGUAAGGGAGUGUGUAUCCUAGAACCCAACCGCAAUGGGAUUUCUGGAUCAGAUUUUAGUGAAAAUAUUUACAGAUAACAGAUAUCUUUUUAUGAAUAUAGCUGGAAUGAAGAAAAAAUAAUAAUCAUCUUGUAGCACCAAAAAUAUGAUUAUUUUGUAAAAAUGGAAAAACUGUUACUCUAGUGAAAGGAGGAUGAACUGCACUGAUUCCAGCAAAAAAUGAGCCUGUGAAGACUGAGCUGCCUCAUGCUAGCCUGCUGGAAAACAACGACAUAGGACACAUUGUCAAUGUAUGGGUGUUUAGCUACAGUAUGUUUUCAUCAAUUGUAGGGCAGUAAUUCUGUUGUCACUUGAAAGGGAAAAAAUCAAUCAAGCGCUGCUUUGUAACCUGUUAUUAUAAUUUGUUUUGUCUCUGGAAACAUUUGAAUGGCAGCGCUUGAGGAAUAUCCUUUGCAAAGAGCAAAUAUAACACACCAGAUUUCACAGGCUUCACUAAAGGGCUGUAAUGUUAACGUUACCACAGAAUUGAGCGUUGUUAGCACGGCACUUGCUUUACAUUUGGGCAUAGCUUCCAAUGUUUGUCACGACGCCAACACCCUACUAUGACAUGUCACGUAACAGUAUAUGGCCAGUGCUAAUUUUUGGCAGUUUAUUGAGCUGACAAGCUUCUAUCUACUCAGCACUAGAAGCAGUAACAGUUAGUUCACAGUAGUUCACUCUCCUCUCUGACUGGUGUAGUUGCGUUGGCUGAUAGUGUCCUGUCUUGCUGUAGGGCUUCAAGGCAUGAUAGCCUUAUAGCUAUUAAAAGAGUGCCCUCUCCUGGACAAAUAAUGAAAUGCAAAAAAAUUAUGUUGAAUUCUAUAAGUGUUUUCUCCAUGUCUUAUUGGUCCUUUUCAGUCGAUUUUUAAACGUCGAUACAAAUACAUUGGUAAAAGGCUAAUAUCGGCCAAUUUUAAUAUCAGUCAACCGAUAAAUUAGUCGGGCUCUAGUGUAAGCUUAUUACUAUGAAAUUAUUAACGGGGCACCACUUGCUAUAAAGUCAACAAGAAACUAUAAAAAUAGUUACAAUUAUAACUACAGUUAACUUAUCAUUCUGAAUGCAAUUCAGUUCUUAAAAUGACAUGGCAAUGCAUUUUUGGAGACAGUAGAUAUUUUAUGAAACUAAGAUUUAUUUAGAAAUAAUCAGGUAAAGUAUUGAAUGUACAGGACGAAUGAAUAAGAGAUUAUGAUGGCAAAAUGAUGUACUAAUGUGAUAGGCUACAGAAUAUAUAUUUAUUUAUUUAUUUAAGGGGGGGGGGGAGAUGGAUUACUGUUAUACUAUUCCAGGUAUUCCUUAAAGAGGUAGGGUUUCAAGUGUCUCCAAAAAAAAUCAUAUUCAAGAUACUUAGAACUCAUGGUUGAUUUUGGGUUGUCAUCUAUGAGCAACACUAAAAUGGGUUCUUGGUUGUAAGAGGUGAAGAGGGUAGUGGUCCUAAAGAAAUAAGGGUGGUAAACAGGUGUAUCAUUCUGCCCAAAAUCUACAUUAAGGAGGACAGGUUUAGGCCGGUAGAUAAAGGUGUCAUCAAUUAGGGGUUUAGCGGAAGCACUCCUGAAUUGUAAAAAAUAAUAUUUUGGAAGCUAUAGAAAUGCAUUUAUUAAUGUUUACAUUAGUUUUUGACACGCUUAUUCUAUUACAGACACCUUAAUGCAUACUUUUAAAAUAUAUUAUGUGAGCUAAACAUAGAAAAAAUAAAAAAAGUUCCUAAAAGUAUUUUUUUUAGAAUACUAAUGUUACUGUCCUCACUACAACCAAAAAAAAUUAGAUGUAAUUUUGUCCUCAACGAUUAAUUGAAAUACUGUGGAACUUCAUUCUUUCCUUUGGAGGACUGCUCCUACUAGGGAUUGCCAAUAUGGCCGACCAGUAGCUUCAAUACAGCAUCAGCAAUCCAGGGUUUAUAUAAAUCAUUGGUCCUCCCUCGACCAAUUCUAACAGAGUGAACUUUGAAUGCUGGUUGACUAUGAGGAACUUACCCUCGAGUUUUACAAACAAGAUUAAAAGAUUAUAACACACAACCAUGAAUUGUUUUAUGCUUAACCAAUAGGUUUCUGAGACUACCUAAAAUGCAGGUCACCCCGCUGCAACUCUUUCUGUUGCUUUGUAAAGGGGCUGUAACUGGUUAAAAUUGGCAGCAAACUAUGCAGCUUUUGCCUCUUUAGGGACAUCUUGUGUCAUCUGGCAAAUGGACUCUUGAGCAGUGUAUUAUAAGUCGUUCCUGAGAAGCUAUACCUCUGCAAGAGUUGCAUGUACACAUAAAAGAGCUUGUUGGCUCUGGGAAAUACACACUCAAAAUGAUGACUGGUUCAACAUUGGGUAUGUACUGUAAAUACAAAGGGCUUUAUGGCCCUGGAAAAGGUGUGCACCAGUUAUAUUGGGUGACAGUAAGAAAUCACUUUAAGUGAGUUUCAGUCAAUUAGAUGGCUGAAAUCAAAAAGGGAAAUUAGACUCAUAUGGUAUGCGCAGAGAUUAGUGUUAACUAAAAGUCUACUCAUACAGCCUGGGAAAAGAGAGUGUUAUUAACCAGGUGAGCUUUAACGCCCCCUAACUUUCCAGAUGGGUUAUGGACCUGGGGUAUGACAGGGAAAAAGGUUCCCUCUUUCGUUCUCCCCCUUCACCUCAAGUGGAGGUUGUGUACCCUGUCAUGCAUAGGCUUUGAUCACUAGUGAUGCUAAUAUGGUCACGAAACAAAAUCAGUACGCCGAACUUAAAGAGCAGGGCACUUUCAGACACAGUAGUUAUAGAUUUUCACCUCAUGUAAGUAUAAAUCAAAAUUAUGGCUCAAGGUCAAGUGACACUAGUAUGUGCGAUGGAGGUUGAGCGGAGUCAUUUUACUAUCAGAAAACCAUUAGCAAUACCAGCGGACACUGAAUAUUAAUUGGGUAAAACAAAAUUGUACACCUAAUUCAAAGAGAAAGGUACCGAAAGUCACAGGUUAUCACCUACUACAAGGGUCCAAAUUUAAAUUAUGACUCAGUCUACUGUCGUCUCGGCGAGGGAGGUUUUCACUCAAUUAGCAAGGGGACUGAAACAUUAUCACCAGUAGGAUCACAAGGGAUUGUUUUUUAAUUUUUAUAAUGGUGUUAGAUCAUUCAACACCAAAGCCAAAUUCAAAGCUUAUGCAGUUUACACACUUAAAAAGUAUUAAGGAUGACAAACCUCUAAGGUAAACCUUAGAACAUGUCACAAGAAAAAUAUAAUGUGCCUACACUCUGGUUGGAGGUCAGUGGCUGAGACGGGGAGAGAGAAGAGUUUGAGCUCUUACAUUCAACGCUCCUCUACACCACCCACCACGUCUCGUCUCUAUUGCAGUAAUCAAACCAGUACAUCUUUCUCUCCAGUAGUAACUACAGUGACUUUCGUGUUGUGCAUUCUCUGUCUCGCUCUCUCUUUCUCCCUCUUUAUUUCUUUCCCUCUCUUUUUUCCUCUCUCUCCCUUUCCUAGACACGUCGGGAGGGUGCAGAGGGAGACACUGAUGAGUCAUGGAGCUCUCCAGAUUCCUCUGAUGAAGAGAAUGGAGGGCCGGACCACGUCCAGUGCAUGUCCUCCUGAGCCAAGGAGAUAUACAAGCCACACACACACUCUGCAUUGCCCUAGUAUUGAUGCAUAUACGCAGGCACUAUCGACACACUGGCACACACAUGAACACUGAGAGACCAUGAAGUAACAGUAAAAAGGUAUUCACACACAGACAUACAAACAACGGAGGGAGGGAGGGAGGGUG
This is a messenger RNA of Coregonus sp. 'balchen', 12499 nucleotides long. The record is from the annotation of a GenBank genome assembly. Lineage: Eukaryota; Metazoa; Chordata; Actinopteri; Salmoniformes; Salmonidae.